Molecule: messenger RNA, 1461 nt
Organism: Knipowitschia caucasica
Lineage: Eukaryota; Metazoa; Chordata; Actinopteri; Gobiiformes; Gobiidae
Source: the annotation of a GenBank genome assembly
AUGCUGCAGGAGAAGAGCUCCACUCCUCUGGUGUGUGCAGCCGAGGCCCCAACAACAGCUCCCAGUGUGGGCCCCGAGAGGAGGACAGGAACCACAGGCACCAGGGACCAGGACCAGAACAUAGAGAACAUAAAGGUGGUUCUUCACGAGAGAGAGCUGUGGAAGAAGUUUCAUGAAGCCGGAACAGAGAUGAUCAUCACCAAAGCAGGCAGGCGGAUGUUUCCCAGUUACAAAGUGAAAGUGACCGGGAUGAACCCAAAGACCAAGUACAUCCUCCUGAUCGACGUGGUGCCGGCCGACGACCACAGAUACAAGUUCUGUGACAACAAAUGGAUGGUGGCUGGGAAGGCGGAGCCUGCGAUGCCUGGUCGGCUCUAUGUUCAUCCAGACUCGCCCUCGACAGGAGCUCACUGGAUGAGGCAACUGGUCUCUUUCCAGAAACUCAAACUCACCAACAACCACCUGGACCCAUUUGGACAUAUCAUCCUGAACUCGAUGCACAAGUAUCAGCCUCGUUUACACAUUGUCAAAGCCGACGAGAACAACGCCUUUGGCUCCAAGAACACGGCCUACUGCACACACGUGUUCCAGGAGACCUCCUUCAUCUCUGUCACCUCCUACCAGAACCACAAGAUCACGCAGCUGAAGAUCGAGAACAACCCGUUUGCUAAAGGGUUCAGAGGCAGCGAGGAGGGCGACCUCAGGGUGUCCAGACUACAGGGAAAGGAGUAUCCAGUGAUGUCCAAGAGUGUGGUUCGCCAGCGCCUGCUCUCCUCACACGCUCACCUGGGUAAGCUGAGCUCUGGAGGUCUGCCUGGGCACCCACAAGUCCUAUCCCAGUACCAGUACCACGACCCUGGGGUGAGUCCGGACCCUGAGCCUCUGUCCUCCCACUUCAGCCAGAGAGAACCGGGGCUGCUCUACCACUGCUUCAAACACAGAGACAACAGUCGUCACCUGGAACUGGGCUGUAAGCGUCCGUACCUGGACACUCCGGCUUCGGUCCCGGACGAGUACUUCCGCGCUCCGCCUGCGUACGACUCCCCCCUCCUCUCUCACCCCUACUGCCCCGAGCCCAUGCCCCCGCGGGACCCCUGCAUGUUCCCGUCCUCUGAACCAGAGCCCUCUGCUAACCCCCAUGACUGCGAAGAACUGCCGAACUCUCUCAACUGCAACGUAUGGAUGCAGAACUACCCGCGCUACAACAUGGACGCCGUGCCCUACCAGUCCUUCGCAGCGCACUUCACCAACAGUUCCACCUCCCGCCAGCAGGGGGAGCUCUACAACACGGUGCAGAGAGGAUUCCCCAUUGCAGCUGCCACAUCCUCCUCCGCUGCCUGCAGCAGGGAGCGGUCUCUGUGCCACAAAAAGCCCAGUCGAGAUUACGGAGCGUACACUUCGCAAGGAGGCAUUGCGUCCUAUCAAUACCAAGUGGGACUCAACUCGUGGACUGAGAGCUAG